GUCUACAAUUUGGCGUAUGAAAACUAACGAGGAAAAAGUAACGAAAGACGAGAAAAAAGGAAGUGUAGAUAGCAUUGUUUGUGCUUUCCUUUUUUCCAUUGUUUUUGUAGUGUACAUUGUAACUUGGAGUCUAGAAUUUAGAUCGAGACUAGCCUAAUUUGCAUACUAUCAUAAUUUUAAAUAAGUCAUUAAAAUGCCCGCAUCUAAAGCGAAAGAAGCCAAACUGGAAACAAAUGAAAAUAGUUUAGAUGUCAGCGUAACCCAAACCGCACUUGAGGAUAUUGACGCUUGUCAGACAGACAUCGACACGCUGAAUGAAAAAGCAAGUGAAGAAAUCCUCAGCGUCGAACAAAAGUAUAACAAACUGAGAAGGCCACACUACAGCAAAAGAAAUGAAAUGAUUCAGAAGAUACCAAAUUUCUGGUGGACUGCAUUCACCAAUCAUCCACAAAUAUCAGCCAUCUUGACCAAUGAAGAAGUAGACUGUAUCCAGAGCUUAACAAAUGUGGAUGUUGAGGAGUUUGAAGAUAUAAAGUCGGGCUACAAAGUAACAUUUACAUUUAAACAAAACCCAUAUUUCACUAAUGAGAAACUUGUCAAGGAGUUUCACCUAGCCAGUUCAGGGGAACCACAGUCUAAAUCAACUGAAAUUCAAUGGAAAGAAGGGAAAGAUCUUACUAAGGGAAGUGCAUCUGAAACCAAUGGGCGCAAAAGAAAGAUUGAGCCAGCUCUGAGUUUUUUCACUUGGUUUACUAACAAUACAGAUCCUAAUGCUGAUGAGAUAGCCGAGGUGAUUAAAGAUGACAUGUGGCCCAACCCCUUACAGUAUUACUUAGCCUCUGAAGGUGGAGCAAGCAGUGAUCAUGGAGAGAGUGAUGAAGAAGAUGAGGAUGAUGAAGAGGAUGAUGAACAAGAUGGAUCAGCUGUUGUUAUUGGAGAUGAGAGUGAGGAGGAUCAAGAAGUCUACGUUGAUGAAAAAGAUGAUGAUGAUGAUCCAGAAGGAGAGGAAGAAGAUGAAGAGGAGGAUGGAGAAUAAGCAUGCUUUGAGAAUGUUUGAUCUGUAUGGAGAUUCUGGUGUAGCUACUGUUGUUGUGUAUGUACAUUUGAGGCUGAGGCUGUAACACAUUGACUGUGUAUGUCUACAAUGUUGGGAAGAAUUUUUAAUGAUCAAGUCAGGCAGCAGAAAGUGUUUGAAUUGUACGAACACGCAAAUGAAAUUUGUAAAAGCACUUGUCAAUGUUUAAGAAACCAUUGGUAUUAUUUUUAUUUUGAAUUCAUUUCAUCUUUAUAUUUUGAUCAUCUUUGUAUUUUUAUAGCUAAACCAUUGUGUCUCAAGUGGUGUGUUUAUAGACAAAGUGCUUUGUUGUUGGCUUUAUUAUUUUUUUUUUAAAUAUCAACAUGUCAUUGGUAGAAAUAUGAAUAAAACAAAAAAUAAAAACCCAGCUAAACCUA
Messenger RNA from Biomphalaria glabrata, 1452 nucleotides. Its product is annotated as protein SET. Gene Ontology annotation, cellular component: chromatin; nucleus. Bases 194 to 1036 code for a protein of 280 amino acids. The record is from RefSeq and is a predicted model, not a curated record. The transcript has 7 exons. NCBI's taxonomy places the organism in Eukaryota, Metazoa, Mollusca, Gastropoda, Planorbidae. Gene Ontology annotation, biological process: nucleosome assembly. Gene Ontology annotation, molecular function: histone binding; chromatin binding.